Molecule: messenger RNA, 2351 nt
Organism: Vanrija pseudolonga
Lineage: Eukaryota; Fungi; Basidiomycota; Tremellomycetes; Trichosporonales; Trichosporonaceae
Gene: MRE11
Product: Double-strand break repair protein MRE11
Exons: 17
Coding region: 1-2148 (715 amino acids)
Biological process (GO): telomere maintenance; mitotic intra-S DNA damage checkpoint signaling; mitotic G2 DNA damage checkpoint signaling
Cellular component (GO): site of double-strand break; Mre11 complex; nucleus
Molecular function (GO): manganese ion binding; 3'-5'-DNA exonuclease activity; single-stranded DNA endonuclease activity
Source: RefSeq, a predicted model, not a curated record
AUGACCACCUUCCCUGGCUUGCUUUCAGACGCUGACACGACCGUCAACAGCUGCUUCCGCAUCCUGCUCGCUACAGAUAACCAUAUCGGGUAUGCCGAGAAGGACCCCAUCCGUGGCCAAGACGCCAUCAACACCUUUCGCGAGAUCCUUCAGCUGGCUGUCGAGGAACAAGUCGACUUCAUCCUCCUCGCCGGCGACCUGUUCCACGAGAACAAGCCAAGUCGAACAUGCAUGCACCAGACUAUCGCUCUCCUACGACAGUACACCCUGGGUGACAAGCCGAUCUCGUUUGAGCUCCUGAGCGAUCCCAUGGACGGCUCGACGCCUGGUUUCUCCUUCCCUGCUGUCAACUACGAGGACCCGAACCUCAACAUUGCCAUCCCGGUCUUCUCCAUCCACGGUAACCACGACGACCCCCAGGGCACUGGACCAGAAGGAGCGCUUUGUGCCCUUGACGUGCUCUCCGUGUCUGGCGUUCUCAACUACUUUGGCAAAGUCGAUCUCUCUGCUGAUGAGGCCAACGAGCCAGAGGAUAAGGGAAUCAAGAUCCGCCCCAUCCUUCUCCGCAAGGGCGACACCCAUCUUGCCCUCUACGGCGUUGGCAACGUCAAGGACCAGCGCAUGCACUAUGAGCUGCGGUCGAAUCGUGUCAAGAUGUACAUGCCAGAAGGCGGAGAGAUUGCGGAAGAUGACUGGUUCAACAUCCUCCUGGUCCACCAGAAUCGUGUCAAGCACGGGCCUCAGCAGUUUGUCCCCGAGGGCAUGUUCGAUGAUUCGAUCAAGCUCGUCGUCUGGGGACAUGAACAUGACUGCCGUAUCACACCUGAAUCCGUGGAGGGUAAAGAAUACUUCAUCACACAGCCUGGAAGCUCAGUGGCAACAAGUCUGGCCCCGGGAGAAGCGUUGCAGAAACAUGUCGGCAUCUUGUCGGUUCAAGGCAGCCAGUUCCAGAUUGCAUCGUACCCGCUCAAGACUGUUCGCCCGUUUGAGCUCGAUGAGGUUGUGCUGGCCGAAGAGGCUGCGAAGCCAGACUCGAAGAUCAACCUCGACGAGAAGGACACCAUUUCGGCCUUUUUGCGUGGUAGGGUCGAGGAUUUGAUCCGAACUGCUCGCAGGAAGUGGAAUGAAACACACGAUGCGUCUCAGGAGGAAAUGAUGCUGCCAUUGAUUCGUCUCAAGGUACGUGAGGCUGAUACUCCGCUGGGUCCGGUUGAAACCUCGGAGGCGAAGGAAAUGACAAACCCUGUUCGUUUUGGACAGGAUUUCAUUGGGAGGGUGGCCAACCCACGCGAUGUGCUCCAGUAUUAUCGCAAGAAGAAGACCGAGAAAAAGGCUGCCAACAGGCCCGACGUUCCUGAGGGCGACGAAGGGUUCAGUGAUGGUGACGACGACGACGAUGGCAUGGCUGCCAUGACGACGAGCGACCGUUUAGCAAAGGUCCGCAUGGCAAACCUGGUGCGCCAGUACCUGAAGGCACAAAGCCUGGACGUCCUCAUUGAGGAUGGCCUGGAGGAUGCGGUGAUGCGCUUUGUGGACAAGGAUGACAAGGACGCCAUCAAGGACUUUGUGUCAGGAACUCUCGAGGGCGUCGGCAAGGAGAUGCGCAGCCGCGAUGUCGAGGAGGAGAAUGUGGAGGAGGAGAUGGCCAAUGCGAAGGACACUGUGGCAUCUCACUUUGCAGAGCAACCGGCGCGACAGGACAAGUCCAAGAAGGCCAAGGGCAAAGGCCGCAACCGAGCUUCAGACAAUGACAGCAUGGCCGAGGAUAGCAUGAUGGAAGAAGACUCUGACGACCAGGUCCGUGUGCCUGCGAGGAACGGUGCCACUCGGCCUCGUGCUGCUGCGAAGUCCAAGGGUCAACCAGCACUUUUUACGCCUGCCUCGGACGACGACAACGACGAGGAUGAGCAGUACAUGUCAGACGAGCCUCCGUCGCCACCUCCAAAGGCAGCCGCAAAGUCUCGAGCCGCCAAAGCAAAGGCGGCACCUAAAACGCCAUCAGGCACUGCGAAGAAGGCGGCCACUUCGGCCAGGUCCACCAAGACGUCCGGGGCCGCAAGCCGUCCGCAACGUCAGACCCAGCUCUCCUUUACCAAGAAGGCUCAAGGCGCGAGGGGUUCUCGACUGGUGGAAAGCGACAGCGAUUAAGAAUUGAACUGGCCCCAUCCCUAUUGUGCAUUAGCCAUCCCACCUCCCGUCAUACCCGCUGGCUUCCCCGACACGGUGUCGGAGUCUGGUGGUUGAAAAUAUCGUGUGUAGUGUUAGACCCUGGCCGCGUGCGGCAGCCGUUGCAAGCCCCACCCUGUUUUCCGGGCUGGCCCUGGCCGGCUCGCCCGAUCAUUUGGUAACGC